GACAUCAGGCCCUUUCUUCUGCCCUGUGUUCUCUCCGGGGCGCGCUGCAUUCUGUGCCUGGGGCUGCUGCUGCCUAACAAAGGAAUGGGAUGAGCAGCUGCUGCGCUCACAUCGCACAUUCACUGCGCUCUGCUGAGAAAGUCGGGACAUCUGGUUCUUAUCCACUUCUCAUUCAGCUGAGUUGUGCCAACCAUGGAUCUAUAGUUACAGGAGUUUUCACUUGGACCUGGGCUGUUCUCUACUUCUCUGGCUUGCAGCAGGAAACGCUGUGUGAUCGCUCGGCAAGGAAACACUUUGGCUGGCACAGCAUCAAGAUGAAUGACAUGACCUCUCAAUGCCCCACGACCAUUAGAAUAUCAGCACUAACGUAGGAAACUGCUUCAGCAUAUAUGUAAAUAUUUGCAAAACCUAACACAUAGAGACUGAGAUAUAUGCUGAUUUCAGCAAAAUGAGGAAGAGUUUCCCUCAUUUCCUUGUUAAGAGCCUGUCAAGUUGUUUACCGGACUGUAAAGAAUGACUCUAUCAUAUUGCUCAUUGGCAACUUUGUCUUCCUUUGUGCAUCUCAGAGACGAGGGAACGUUCUUAAGCUUAUUGCUGGAGAUUAACCCAACUGCACACACAGUAUUCUGUUUAUGGGGAUGCCCAGAGGAUCACAAUACAUGAUAUGGAGAAAAGAAAACCUGGGAAAUUUGUACUAAGCGACGCCACAAAAACUAGCCCGGUGGAGCUACUCUGCAUUGCUUCUAGAUUGUUCUAUGGAUGCUGUUGAGAUCCGCAAACAAGGAGUCAAUUGGCCCGCCCAUAUCUUGGAAUGGGAAACGAAAGCAAUAAUUCCACCUGCCUCAUUGAUGACUCCUUUAAAUAUAAUCUCUAUGGGGCAGUUUACAGUGUGGUGUUCAUCUUUGGGCUCAUUACAAACUGUGCCUCCCUCUUUGUCUUCUGCUUUAAAAUGAAGAUGCAAAAUGAAACUGCUAUUUUCAUGACUAACCUGGCAGUGUCUGAUUUGCUCUUUGUAUUUACACUGCCUUUUAAAAUUUUUUAUAAUUUUAACCGGCACUGGCCCUUUGGUGACAGCUUGUGUAAGAUUUCUGGGACAGCUUUCCUAACCAACAUCUAUGGAAGCAUGCUUUUUCUCACGUGCAUCAGCGUUGACCGAUUCCUGGCCAUCGUUUACCCAUUUCGCUCCCGCACUAUUCGAACCAGAAGAAAUUCUGCUAUAGUUUGUGCAUGCGUGUGGAUCAUCGUGCUUAGCGGAGGUAUUUCGGCAUCCCUCUUUUCUACCACCAACGUUUCCAACACAAGUACCACGUGCUUUGAAGGUUUUUCAAAAAGCAUCUGGAAAACAUAUUUGUCAAAAAUCACCAUAUUUAUUGAAGUAGUUGGAUUUAUCAUCCCCUUGCUGUUAAACCUCACCUGCUCUUCUUUGGUCCUGAGGACUUUGAGAAAACCAGCUACCCUGUGCCAGAUUGGAACCAACAAAGAAAAAGUUUUGAAAAUGAUCGUCGUUCACGUGGCUAUUUUUGUUGUGUGUUUUGUACCCUUUAAUUCUAUCCUCUUCCUGUAUGCUUUGGUCCGCUCCCAAGCCAUUUCCAAUUGUGCCGUGGAGAGAUUUGCAAGGACAAUGUAUCCAAUCACUCUUUGCAUUGCAACGAUGAACUGUUGCUUUGAUCCAUUUGUUUACUACUUCACUUCAAAAUCCUUUCAGAAGUCAUUUAACAUCAACCCUAUCAUUAAAAUGGAUACCCUAUUUAAGAUUGAUUCUGCUACGAAAAUAGCCUUGCCAGUUACACAAGAGGAGCUGACUGAACAGAUGAACAUUAAUAAUGGAGGAGAAUUAAUGUCUGAAGCUAAUUACAAGGACUAAGGUUUUUUUUGAAUAGUUGGCUACAGCUAAGAGUUGUUGUUUUCAGCCACAAUGGUAACGAGAAUAUUUCGGUAUUCAGCCUGGUCAGUAUUAUAGAUGGAUGUGUGUGAAACACAAACUUUAAUUUAAGUAUAACUAUAUUGUUGCUAGUUGUGUAAAAAUAACAUUCACGUGUUUUCUUGGCAGUUUGCUAUGUGCAUUUGUGUACAUAUUAAUUGUAAAAUAUUAUAAAUGUGUCUGUCUCUUACUUAGCAUUCACACAUUCUAUAUCUUUGUAACUAUCAGGAGAUAAAACUUGAGUAUAUAUAGAUAUUCAUAUAUAUAUACAGUAUGUCUGUUCCUUUCUUGCACUUUUAAUUUGUGGUUGCAGGAGCAAUACCCAAUAUUAAAAGCACAAAGCUGCAAAAAA
Messenger RNA from Xenopus laevis (African clawed frog), 2273 nucleotides. RefSeq names its product lysophosphatidic acid receptor 4 L homeolog (gene lpar4.L). Gene Ontology annotation, molecular function: G protein-coupled receptor activity; lysophosphatidic acid receptor activity. The record is from RefSeq and is a predicted model, not a curated record. Gene Ontology annotation, cellular component: plasma membrane; membrane. Gene Ontology annotation, biological process: phospholipase C-activating G protein-coupled receptor signaling pathway; G protein-coupled receptor signaling pathway; positive regulation of Rho protein signal transduction. NCBI's taxonomy places the organism in Eukaryota, Metazoa, Chordata, Amphibia, Anura, Pipidae. The coding region runs from base 812 to 1864 and encodes 350 amino acids. The transcript is spliced from 3 exons.